AUGACAACCAUAACAUCGAGAAAACCAUGGGCAGAAAAAAAUACUGAAAAAGAUGUUGUUAAAUUACGUGUUAUUGGAGCUGGUUUACCACGUACAGGUACAACAUCUCUGAAAGCUGCCCUUGAAAUACUUGGAUUUGGUCCUUGUCAUCAUAUGGUUGAUCUAUUUAAAAAACCUAAUCGUACAUUAGAAUUUAUUCCAGCAUAUGAUGGAGAAAAUGUUGAUUUUUAUAAAUUAAUGGAAGGUUAUGGGUCAACUGUCGAUGCUCCAACAUGUGACUUUUAUAGAGAAAUUCAUCAAGCUUAUCCACAAGCAAAAAUUAUUCUUAGUGUACGAGAUAGCGAUGAAAAAUGGUUUGAAAGCUUACAAAAUACAAUUGGUUCAGUAGCUACAGAUAAUUUUUAUUAUUUUGCUGUUUAUCCUUUACGAUUUUUACGUUUACAAAGUAGAAUGGGUUGGAAAUGUUGGAAAAGAUGGACUAGAUAUUAUGAUGGAAUUAAACCAUCAAUGCAUGGUCAACAUAAUAAACGAGUAAUUGAUGAAAAUAAAGAAGGUGAUGUAUUGAUAUUUAAUGUUAAAGAAGGAUGGUUACCACUUUGUAAAUUUUUGGAAGUUGAUAUUCCUCAAGAUAUUCCUUUUCCUAAUAUUAAUGAUACUAAAGAAUUCAAUCGUAAAAUUUUAUUGGGAAAGAUACUUGGAUCAUUGUCUUGGAUCGCUCUUGGCACUUUAUUGAUUCUUUCAAUUUAUAUUAUUAUGAAAAUAUUUAUGACUGAAUAUUAA
Messenger RNA from Adineta steineri, 780 nucleotides. NCBI's taxonomy places the organism in Eukaryota, Metazoa, Rotifera, Eurotatoria, Adinetida, Adinetidae. The record is from the annotation of a GenBank genome assembly.